Molecule: messenger RNA, 4617 nt
Organism: Anopheles funestus (African malaria mosquito)
Lineage: Eukaryota; Metazoa; Arthropoda; Insecta; Diptera; Culicidae
Exons: 5
Coding region: 10-4116 (1368 amino acids)
Source: RefSeq, a predicted model, not a curated record
AGUAAAAAGAUGGGCAACUCAGGCAGUAUGAGCGGGUUGUCCGGAUAUGAGGAGGGUUACCAUCAUCACCCGGGUUAUCAUCACCAUCAUCAGCGUUAUCACGAUGCGAUGCGCGGUGAGGCAGGUAGUGGUAUGUCCUCCUCGUGGAUGGAUUCGUACCAGCGGGAUCAUCACCGGCGUGGUGGACCACGUGACCAUGAGCAGCAGCAGCAGAUCAAGGUGCUGCCGGAUAUACCGGGCAAGGUGGCGAAGCUUCGGUCCACCAACAAUGGUAGCAUACUGCAUGCGGGAGGCACCAUCAGCAAGAACAACCAGGCACUGCAACGCUCGAAAAGCAUCUCGUCGCCAACGUACCAACAGCACCAGCAACAGCAACAACCGGCUAGCUUUAGCGAGUGCGACGAAGAUCUGGAGCUAAGCUCACUCCAACCACCUCGUAUGUUGAUGCAGCGUUCGCGCACACAGCUAAAUCUAAUGCCGCCAGGACUCUCGUCCGGUGGUGGCAAUCGCACUCGUAAUGGGUACGCGUACAACCACGAAGAUGAGACAAGCAGAGGUGGUCCGCCCGGUAGAGGAGACAGACAGGCAACACGGUACGGUGAAGCGAACGGCAAUACGGCCGAAUCGCUCAACUACCGGAAACGGUUCGGUUCCGAGCCAGAUUUACGUUUGUCACUAGUACCACGCAAUGGACAGCCAUCGGAACAAGUGAGCGGCGGCGGUUCACGUAAUCCCAAAAUGGCACAGUCGAAAAUCAUGAAAGGCAAGAACAAAAAGAAGGCGCCGGUACCACCUGUAAUGGAAAAGCGGGACUCCAACAAGGAUGUAGAACGUCAACGCAUCAUCGCCUACUCGCCCAUGCGCAAACCGGGCUCGGACGCAAACACCUCCACCUUGCCAUCGUCCAGUGACGGUAGCUUUAACGUAGCUGCUACGCGCAAACUGCGCCUGUUCAAAACACGCGCCGAAACGAAGAAAACGCCUACGAUAGCGAAGCUGCCGGAAGCAUCCGAUGCCAAAUUUCCCGGCAAGCAUGGUCCAUCGAACGGGCCCGGUAGCGGGUUCAUGCGGUCGGCUGUUCCGCUACAACCGAACGGCUCUGCUCCGCACAUGGUUGCCCACCGCAACGAUAGUGGAUCACCGGAUGACGAGAAGCUCAAGACGGUGCUCGAUCACAUUUCACCCCGCCCGAAUCCGGUAUCAUUCUUUCGGCGCGAGAAAACCUUCGACGCCGGUCUGCUCGGGUUGGAACGGCAGCGUGAAAAUGAACCACGACCAGCAGCAAAGCCAACCAUGUCGCCACCACUUUCCCGUCGCAAAUCGAUCGUAAAGAGCUAUCUCGAGCAGGAGACACCGAUCAAACCAGCGGGUGCUACGAAUCGAACCGAUGCGAAGACACGCCAGCAGGUCGGUACACCGGCGGAAAGCUACCAGCGUAAGCAGGCCCUUGCCGAGGCGCAGCGCAAACAGUCGUCCGCAGCGACGGCCGCCAUUACCGACUUCCAGAAAGAGUUGCAGCUGGCAACGAGACGAAAAACGGGCAACACGGACAAUAGCAAUGGAACGUCACCGGUUACCGGACAGACGAAGCUGCAGCGAGCUGCUGGUGGUGGUGGUGCUGGUGGUGCGGGAAACGAACAGACAAGUUCUCGCUUCUCGCUGCUACCUGCUGUCGGUGGUGGUAAAACCAAACCAACGUCUAACGCGUUGGUAAUUAAUGUAGAACCACCGAAAGAAUUGGAACAGAGUGGAACCGGCACCAAGACGGAUGGAAAGCUGGAUGCACGCGAUUCACCACCACCACCAACACCUCCACCGCCUCCGCCACCACCGAAAACAAGCUUCUACUUCGGUAUGCGGGACGAUCGUCAUCCAACGGAUACGCCGCGAAGAUUUUCCGGUACGAAACGUGCCGAGCCGGCAUUUAUGUCCGAGUCACGGGUCGAUGACAGUGAGGAGAGUGAUCGGGAGGGUGAGACACGUCGGGAGGCACGCCCCCAGCAAGACAUUGACGGGCAAUCGGUGGAGGAGAUUGGACACACACAGAUGGAACUGAUCGAUCAGUUUGCUGCCAGUCUGCUGAACAGCAGUCGGUUUCGUUCAUCCGAUUCGGUCGCAUCAUCCGAGGCAGAUGUGCGAACCGGUCCUGUAAGCACGUGGGAUGAGACGGACGGUCCCGGACAGCAGGAGAUCGCACUGAAGCUGCGGCCAACGCUGCCCCGUAAGCAAUUCGAUAUACCACGGUUUAGUCCGGCCGCUGCCUGGCGUCUGCUAACGACGGAGGAUGAGUUUUGCCGCGAUGCACCAACCGACGGGCUGGGUAGUACCGGCGUUGGUGAAAAGAAAUCCUUCCUGCGUGGUCUCGACCAGGAGCUGGACGUGCCGGAGGAUCGCAUACAGCGUGUCUACCGCGAACCGGUACCAGGGCUGCAAGACAACAAGAGCGGCGACAGUGGAAUAUCGGGCGAUGCCGGCAUACUGGCGGACAUUGGGCAGGAAGCGCUGCCCGUUGCAUCCGGCAAGGAGGAGCGGGCGGGUGAUACGAGCCCGGAAAGUGGGACACAGCUGCACAAGGGUGGUGGUGCCGGUGCUGGCACGGUGAUGCACGGUGGCUGGUCAUCCAGUGCGCUGCUGCUGAUGCCCUGGACACCACAGCAAGAUCUUGACGAUGAUGAGGACGAGGAUGAGGACGAGGAGGACGAACAGGAGGAGGAGGACGAGUUAACGAUGGGCAGUGCAGGUGAAUCAAGGCGGCAUCUGAUCGAGGACGGUGUCGCAUGGGUAAAUGGUGAUGCGCGACCAGACUUUUCCAGCAAAGGCCAUCUGUUUAGCCUAUCCUUACCACGGGAAAAUCAUUUAUCCAUCUACAACGUCGAGUCGGCAGAUGAAAAGGUGGAGAAACACGUGUUUAAUAGUUUGCAAAAGUUUCGCAAAUCAGUAUCGGGUGCGUUCAAACACGACGACACCAGUAGCGGACAGAUGGACACCAACGAUAGCAAUUGGUUCCUCGGUCGGUUAGAUACGAAGCUGACCGGUGGGACAGGCCCGGUAGGAAGUGGACCAGAGAAACGUUCCAAGCUUCUACUACCCGAUGGGCGUGAGCGUGAAAGUGCAGACACCGCUACCGGUGCACCGGUGUCGAUUGGGACACUGGGCCAGCAUAAGCACAGCUCCAUCGGAUAUCUUGUCAGCGGGAAGCAUAUGAUGUAUCUGCCGAAAGAACCCACAAAACUGCACGUUCACACGGGUGACAAAAGCAGUAAGCAGGAUGAGAACAAUAAUCGAAAAAGCUAUCACAACCAGAACGGGCCGGAGAGGCAUGAGAAACCGCUAGCUUCGUCCGGUGUGUCUGUACCGGCGCAAAGGGUUGCGAACGAUAAGGAAAAUCUGCAAGAUCCGGUACCGGUUGCGGCGGCCACCAGUGCCCAAACGCCGAAUGGCGAAUUUGAAAGCUUCCCGGUAAAGCUUACCAACCGGCGGAACCAUCGGUUCACGUUCCAGAGCACGAUACGGCAGAUCGAGAAGCGCCGGGUGGCGGAAAAGUUGUCCCGGGAGGCAGAGAUUAAGGAGGCGAUGCGGUUAAGCGAGCUGGAAGCGAUGCGGCGCGUCGAGGAAGAGUUUCAGAAGAAGCGGGCACGCGAGAAGGCUUCCAUACGGCAUCAGUUGCGUCUGUUCUCGAUGGAGAACCAUCCGGAUCAGCAUCAUCCAGCGAACGAUGGUGAUGGCGAGCAGGACUCGACGGGUGAAACAAAACGAUCGGAUCCGGACGGGGACAGUCUGCCACAUCAGAGCGCCAUCGGCCGUAGUGGUCUUUAUCGGAAGAAGGAAUUCACCGCUAGAGGUAGCAUGGAGCGGCAAUAUAAACGGCCCAGCGUUAUUGCCACUGCUGUCCCGGGCAGCACCAAUCCACAUGCAGGUGGCGAUGAUAUGGAGUUGGAGAAUGAGAUGGAUAUGGUGGAGAAGGUGACGACGGGUGGACGGCGCCGUUACGCGGACGAUGAUGAUGAGGAUGACGAUGGUGAGAGCAGCAGUCUCGGUUACGUGGACACCCGUACACCCUACAUAUCGCGCAUCAUACAGGCGAAGAGUAGUAAAUCGUACGCCAUGAAGAAGUAGGGUCGUCGAAGCUGACUAGACCAAGUCCACCAACAACCAACCAAGUCCACGAUUGCCAUCUAGUCAAACAGUCACUGAUUCGCUAGUGAUCCGCUAGCCUUACCUCAUAGUCCAACCGGCCACCGCCAGGAAAAUUGCUCCACUUGAUAUAGUUUCCGAUAGUGUCUACGUAUCCCGUGGCCAGUAUACAAUGCUUCGUAGCCGAUUAUGCUUGUCCCUAGAUGCAGCCUUGCCAUCCGCGUUACGGUGAGAACACGCAUGAAGCCGUACACCACACAAGGAACAUAACAUUCACACGUUACAUCCCUACAUUUCGAUUCGUUUCUUUAACAACAACAAAAAAGCCAUUUAACUUUGGUUCUGUUUACACCGGAAAAAGCUUUCCCCCCUUUUUAGCCUUAAAGCGACUUCUUUUUUUCCAUACGGUUAAAAUGUAAUUGUGACGAGAUUGUUUAGAAAAUCAGUUUAGACUAUCUUUUAGAAACGUUUUUUUUUGUAACG